Fusarium redolens is the source of this 845-nucleotide messenger RNA. RefSeq lists its product as uncharacterized. The transcript is spliced from 3 exons. Bases 150 to 695 code for a protein of 181 amino acids. The record is from RefSeq and is a predicted model, not a curated record. NCBI's taxonomy places the organism in Eukaryota, Fungi, Ascomycota, Sordariomycetes, Hypocreales, Nectriaceae.
CAAGGUGGUGACGUCAGCGUUACGAGCUCUAUAGACGUCUCCGUAUUUAUUUACAACUUCCUGUUCCUUUUGGCUUUCGAUUUUCCGUUCAGCUUUGUAAACGACUUCUACGUCUUGCUUCAAUUGCUUGACUUUAAAUAAUUACAAAAAUGUCUGAAUCUCUUGCCGCUUUCCGAUCUGGGAGGAGUGAUGAGCUCCGGAAGCUUGCGGAAGAGCACUUCCAGCACGAUUUGAACGAUAAUGACCGCGACAUCCUGAGAACUGCCGGAAGCAAAGUCUCGACCCAUACAAGAGUAGGCUCCCUGUUAGGCCUUGGUUUCGGCAUCUUGUGCGCUUUCAGACUACGAAAGAUGCGAUUGGCCUACUUCAACGCCUUCAGAGCGAUGGAGAAGCCUGUCGAGGUCAAAUUUGCAGAUGGCCGUACCCAACCCAUCCCAGAUCUCACCGCCCAGCUCGCGCCUUCAAAAUGGGGUGAUGCUGCCACAUAUUUCUUCUUCUCCAUUGGAGGUUUGUUCCUAGGUGGUGAAACAGGCCUUCUCUCAGGUACUGCCUCAGCGUCACGCACUAUCACAAAGAAUCCCGAGGCCAAAGAACGGAUAGAGAAGGCAUGGAAGAACUAUCGCAUCGAUGCGAUGAAGCAGGAGAUUAAGAAACUGGAGGGAAAGUCAAAGUUUGAGCAGCUUUUCAGCUCAUGAGAAUAGACGGAUCCAGAUUGUAUUUUUGAGAAGCUUAGGUAACUAGGAUUGUCUAUGAUCGCCAAGACUGAAUCAAAGCGAAAGCACCAGAAUCACCAGUAAUCCCUAGAAUUACCAGAUAACCCUAAUAAUUACUCUAUAACUAACGUG